AUGGGCGGUUUCAAGCUUCUCGGUCUUGCUGCUCUUGCCAGCACAAGUCUUGCUGCACCUCUCGAGGAACGCGCGAAGCAGCCUAAGAGCUUCUUCAAGGAAGCUGGCAACUCAACCUGGGUGAUUGGAAACGAUGUAUGGAAUGUCACGCAGAACCUCCAGUACGCCAACAAGCUCUGGUACAAGGGAAAGGAUCGAGUUGGGCAGGCUGUUGGCCACUAUGUGAGCUACAAUGGCGCAGCUUCGGACCUGAAGUGGCUUUCUGCGUCAGUCGUGGAUAAGGGCACCGACUGGAUCAACAUCAAGUUCGUCGCUGCCGAGGGCGACUUCCACUGGGUCAUCUACGACGGUCUCCAUGGAUCAUACCAGUACUUUGUCAACCAUGCGCUUCCGACCCUUGGCGAGUUCAGAACGCUCUGGCGCCUCGACAACGUUUCCUUCCCCAAUGCGCGCACGAACAUCAGAGACGGUCCUCUGCCGGCGCUUGCUGAAUAUGCCAUCUCCACAAACGUGCAGGACGAGACAUGGCAGAAACCUGACGGUACCUUCUUGACCAAGUACGACUGGAGUAGUAACGUCCGCGACAACGACUUUCACGGUGUCUACGGCGAGGAGGCCGGUAGUUGGUAUUUGAACCCGGGCAAGGACUACUUCAACGGAGACCACUUGAAGCAAGAACUCUUCGUUCACCGCGAAUCGAGGACCGGCGACGCUGUCCAGCUCAACAUGAUCCACGGAACCCACUACCAAGCAGUCUCGCGUGACGCCUUUGCCGACGGCAAGGUCUGGGGCCCAUGGCUCUGGUACCUGAACGACGGCUCCAGGGAGGAUGCCGCGUCUCGCGCCGCACAAGAAGAGGGCAAGUGGCCCUACAAGUGGUACAACGACAAAGCGUACCAGUCGCGAGGCAAGGUCCAGGGUCGCCUGCUCCUCUCGGACGGCCGUCCCGCUGCCGGAGCAGCAGUCUUCCUCGGCGACAACAACAACUCCACCAUCUCCACGCUCGAUCAGGGCAAGGACUUUUACUACACCUCGUACGCCGACGCGAACGGCAAGUUCUCGUUCAAGGACGUCCGCACGGGCUCCUACGCGCUGCAAGCCUGGGGCAACGGCGGCGCCAUCCGCGACGUCAUCACCAACUUCACGCAGAACAACGUUGAGAUCCGCAAGGGCGACACCACCAACCUGAAAGACCUGAGCUGGAAGGUCACCGACAAGAGCAAGCGCAUUUUCCAGAUCGGCGCCUUCGACCGCAAGACAGACGGCUUCGCGCUCGCGGACGAAGAGAAGCCGUUCGAGCACGGUCGCAUCUCCAAGGCGCCCGGCAGCCUCACGUACACCGUUGGCAGCAGCACAGACGCGGACUGGUACUUUGGCCAGUCUGCACUCGGCACGUGGAGUGUAAACUUCCCCGCGCCCAAGGCGGCUGCGGCGUCGAAGCUCACCGUCUCGCUUGCGGGGUUCAGUCAAGGCUCGAGCUGCGACAUUCUGCUCAACGACGUUAAGAUCGGCAACAUCACUAGCGCGAGUUUGUUGAACAGCCAGGAUACGUACCGAGGCGCGACGCGGAACGGAGAGUGGAGAUUGCUUGAGUUUCCCGUCGGCGCGGAGACGUUUGCAAACGGGACGAAUAAAUUAGAUAUUAAGGUCACUAGGACAACGCAGUGGAGGGGGUGGCUGUGGGAUAGUCUGGUGCUGGAGCAGGUGUGA
Didymella exigua CBS 183.55 is the source of this 1710-nucleotide messenger RNA. RefSeq names its product polysaccharide lyase family 4 protein. The transcript has 3 exons. The record is from RefSeq and is a predicted model, not a curated record. NCBI's taxonomy places the organism in Eukaryota, Fungi, Ascomycota, Dothideomycetes, Pleosporales, Didymellaceae. Gene Ontology annotation, molecular function: catalytic activity; carbohydrate binding. Gene Ontology annotation, biological process: carbohydrate metabolic process. The coding region runs from base 1 to 1710 and encodes 569 amino acids.